Molecule: messenger RNA, 666 nt
Organism: Candidozyma haemuli
Lineage: Eukaryota; Fungi; Ascomycota; Pichiomycetes; Serinales; Metschnikowiaceae
Product: N-acetylglucosaminyldiphosphodolichol N-acetylglucosaminyltransferase anchoring subunit
Exons: 1
Coding region: 1-666 (221 amino acids)
Biological process (GO): dolichol-linked oligosaccharide biosynthetic process
Cellular component (GO): UDP-N-acetylglucosamine transferase complex
Source: RefSeq, a predicted model, not a curated record
AUGGCUACAGAAACCUUCAUUUGCGUUGCCACGGUGGCAGUGCUACUACCAGUCUUUCUUGUUCUUCUACGCCUUAUAUACGUGCUUCCAGCGCUCCAGCGUCGUUCCACUGGUUCUACAAAGCAGCUUGAGGGCCAUGUGAUGAUACUACUAGGCUCUGGAGGCCACACUGGCGAGAUGAUUCGUCUUUUGCUGCCUGUGAACUUGGAGAAGGUGAAAAAGACGUGGAUAGUGUCGUCUGGCGAUACCACAUCGUUGGAGAAGGCUAAACGUCUCGAGGAAUCUAUCAAUAGUGUGCCCCACAGUUCCACGUAUAUUACAUUGAAAAGAGCACGCAAGGUGGGCCAGUCUUUGCUGCUGUCUGUGUUUACUACGUUGGAGUCGAUCUUGGCUAGUUUCCAAAGCUUGCUACGCCAGCCUUCGUACCCUGACGUUUUGCUUAUCAAUGGACCAGGAACGUGUGUACCUAUAGCGUAUGUGCUUUUUGUGAUGAAGUUCUUUGGCUUGUGUCGAACGAGGAUAAUAUAUGUGGAGUCUUUGGCUCGUGUGAGCGGGUUGAGUUUAUCUGGAAGGCUUGUGUUGCCAGUGUGUGAUCGUUUUAUUGUUCAAUGGGAGCUGUUGGCUGCAAAGUACAAGAGAGCCGAGUACCACGGGAUUCUCGUGUAA